AUGGAUCCACCCCUUCAGCAGCCAGCGCAACAGCCACAGACAACGGCGCGCGACAUGGUCUUCUGCCACGAAUGCGAAAACGAAUGGUACAGGGACGAACACGGGCUAUCCUGCCCCGAGUGCCAUUCUGAUUUCACCGAAAUUAUCGAGGAAAAUCACGAUCCUAGAGUUGCCGCCAUGGCAGAUUCCGACGACGACGGCCCACCCCCACUAGGCGCCUUUCACCACCACCACCCUUGGGAUGCUCCAGACCCAGACGAGGAUGAUAUCAAUCAACUACACUGGAGCACUGGCCCAAACACUUUCGCUGUCCAGGGCGUCAUAUUUCGAGACAACCUCAGCCAACGCCGAGCUGACCCCCACGACCAUGAUCUCCAUAAUCCAGUCUUGGGAACCUUCGCCACGAUGCUGCAAAAUUUAGUGGGAGGGCUUGGACAACAACCUCCUAGUGAACAACCCCCUAGUGAACAACCCAGCGGAUCUCCUUCUCCAGGCCAGGGACCAAAUGAUCGGUUCUCUGGCACACUGCCGGGUGGAAACCGCUUUACGUAUCAACGUACUGUACGGCUCCAUGGCCCAGAUGGCACACAUCGGGGUGCACAUCUGGACCCCAGUGGAGACGAGUUGAACGGACUAGUGGAGCACCUUCUCGGCGCCGCCAUGGGCGGUCCACCAGGCCACACCCACCCUCCCAGUGGACAACCUGGACAACCUCCCGGACAACCUGGACAAUUUCCCGGCCAACCGCAGAUAAACCCCCUCGCCGCUAUAUUCGCACAAUUGAUGAAUCCAGGAAUGGCAGCUCCUGGUGAUUUCGUCUAUUCACAAGAAGCCCUCGAUCGCAUAAUCUCGCAACUAAUGGAGCAAAACACUAGUAAUGCUCCAGGACCUGCUACUCCCGAGGCUAUCGGCUCCCUCCCCAAAAAGAUAAUUACCAUUGAAGACCUCGGGCCUGACGGACGGGCUGAAUGCAGCAUCUGUAUGGACGAAGUCACUGUUGGUGAAGAGGUCGCUCAGCUGCCCUGCCACCACUGGUUCCAUCAACCAUGCGUGGCCAUGUGGUUAGGCGAACACGAUACGUGUCCGCACUGCCGCAAAGGCAUUAUGGAUCACGACAAGGCCGGCGAGAGUGCUAACAGUUCGACGAACACCGCGGAUGCAUCCAGCGGUUCCAACGGCGCACCUGCGACUCCCUCCCGCCAGCAGAUGCCAGGAACCUUCGGUGCCGGCACGGAAGAAAACCCGUUCAUUGUCCCAGAAACACCUGAGCAGAGUCGGUUGCAUGCACAACAAGACCAGCGGUCAAGUUCGGAGCGUCAACCAAGCCCUCAUUCGGUACACUCGGAUGGAGACGCAAGUGGCGGUGGGCUGGGCGACCGUAUUCGGAGGGGUUUGUUUGGCCAACCCCGAUGA
Messenger RNA from Mytilinidion resinicola, 1413 nucleotides. RefSeq lists its product as uncharacterized. The transcript has 3 exons. Gene Ontology annotation, cellular component: cytoplasm; nucleoplasm. The record is from RefSeq and is a predicted model, not a curated record. Bases 1 to 1413 code for a protein of 470 amino acids. NCBI's taxonomy places the organism in Eukaryota, Fungi, Ascomycota, Dothideomycetes, Mytilinidiales, Mytilinidiaceae.